Phycodurus eques (leafy seadragon) is the source of this 7586-nucleotide messenger RNA. RefSeq names its product phospholipase C, epsilon 1 (gene plce1). The transcript has 45 exons. Gene Ontology annotation, biological process: phosphatidylinositol-mediated signaling; small GTPase-mediated signal transduction; lipid metabolic process. Bases 522 to 7460 code for a protein of 2312 amino acids. The record is from RefSeq and is a predicted model, not a curated record. NCBI's taxonomy places the organism in Eukaryota, Metazoa, Chordata, Actinopteri, Syngnathiformes, Syngnathidae. Gene Ontology annotation, molecular function: guanyl-nucleotide exchange factor activity; phosphatidylinositol-4,5-bisphosphate phospholipase C activity.
UGAAGUCAAGUUGUUCACUCAACUGUCGGCCGCCAUCGAGACGAGGACGAGAAGCUCCUCUUUCAUUUUUCAUUCACUCGCUGGACACUUUCAACAACUCGUGUGGAUUCGAGUCGGGUAGAACUUCACCAGCUGGACCUGCAAUGAAUAACUGCUCCAGAGCUACAUGUCGGGACCGAGCGCACGCUUGGCCUUGUAAGCUGCGACUGUGAACUGUACUGUCAGGGAAAUUCCUCGGGCCUCCCGGGUCACCUCCGCUUUUCGCUAUCAGGCGGCUUGUGCAGCUGCACAAGCUUCUGUUUCCACAACAACGCACACUUGAAGCUGUCUUAGCCAUUCAGGAGGACAUCGGACACUUCAUUGGGUUAUUAUUGGACCAGGAAUGAAUUAUCCCCACCAUGGCGCACUGUCAAAUGUAAAGGAAGAAGGACGACUUUUGUGUGUUAUGACCUGGUUUGGAUUCAUCUGAUUAUAUGUGACUAAAACAAGAGGCAAAGUGGUGCGACCCGUCCGCAGACACAAUGGCCACCGAAGAGAAUCAGAUCGUCUCGGACAAGCACGCUACACCUCCAUCCUCCGCGGUCAGGCCCAGCAGAGAAACUAGAUGCUCAAACGACAGCCAGGAAGUCCGCCAGCACCCGGACCACUUGUGGCUGCCAAAACGGCGGAGUAACCCGGCUCGCCUUUAUUACAAGAAGUUGUCGUGUGACAGUGAGAAUGAGACCAAUUUGGACACAGAAUAUCGCUCUUUUGAGUACAGCCCAGAGAUGAAGCUUUAUCCAGAGCGACUGCUUGGCAAACAAAUCGAAGGAAAAACCUCAAAGCCUGCGAGAGGUUCUGAAGGAUCUUUCAGCCAGCUGGACUUAAUAAGCGAGGGUGUGAAUGAAGGCAGAACUGGCGGCACCCGUUGCUUCACCCGCCUCGACUCUUGCCACAGUUCCCCGUCCUGCCCAAGCUCGAGCCUCUGCGCAAGCCCCGCUCACAGUCCGUCGCUCAGUCGCGUCUACUGGCGGAACCGCCGCCAUCUCCGGCGCUCCAGCCUGCCCGUGUCGACGCUGGAUUUCCCCAAGACAUCACCAUGCUGCUCCUCCUGGCGCAGUCCCUCCAGUGUACCCAACUCGCUGGUGUCCUCCCCCUACAGCUCCCCCGUGCCCACCCACCGGCAGCAUCGGUGCAAUGGACACGUCCACCAUCACCAUCUCAAAGACGGCUUCUCCAGCUUAGAGCGGCUCGACAGAAACACUUGUUCCGUGGAGAAAUUCUUCGAAUCCAUGACGCCGGCCCUGAUGCGUGACGAGAGGUUGUCCUCAGAAGGGAGAAGAGGCAGCUGCAGUGGGGGCAGCAGCGGUAAUGAGGGGGCCGAAGACGACGUCUUGGAUAACUCAGAAUUUGUCAGGCACCGUAAGGAGCGUUCCACGGUCCUGGUGAGACGGUUCUUUAAGAAUAAUCAAAAGGUGACCAAGUCGGUGUGCACUGGAACCAGAGCGAUCGUCCGGACGCUGCCCUCGGGACGCAUCUCGGAGGAGGCCCGGGAGGAGGUGGUCUGCUGUCUGACCUGGCAACCUAGCAAGAAAGAUAUCCUGCCGAUCCUGACGCGCCGUGUGGGAGAAGAACUCCAAGUCUGCAAAGGGGUGCUGCGCUUUGUCUGGGCCAAGAUGCACAAGGUAGCACACAAUGUUCAGGCUGAGGCCGCACUUAACCUGACUCACCCCGCCAAGCUGCUGCUGCUGCCUCGGCCUGGAUGCAUCAGCGUCCGACUUUCUUCCUGGCCGCCGCCCCCCGUCAGCGGUCGUCCACCUGGACCGGCUCGCAUCACCCUUCCUCAUCCCACCCGGGGAUCUUCUUACCCACCCAGGUUUUAUCUCGCAUGUGGUCGGAGGACAUCUGUUUGCUCCCUGUUGACCGGAGCGCUCCUGGAAGCCACGGCCGCUCUCGGGGCUCGUUCUGCCUUGCCCUGCCCGUUCGGCCAGUCCCUCAACAUCAGCCACGGCGUCCUGAAAGAGCGUCAGCUGGCCAACAGCAUGACCAGCGGCGGCGCCCUUCCCGCCAGCGUGAGCGGCAUCGGCAAGGAGCUGGCCGAGCUGCGACACCUCGUGCAGUUCCCCGAGGAGAUCGCCUGCAUCCUCACCGAGCAGGAGCAGCAGCUCUACCAGCGGGUGUUUCCCUUGGACUACCUGUGCUUUCUGAUGCGAGACCUAAGCGGUCCGGAGAGUCAAACCAGACGGCACCCCAACCUCAAGGCCUCGCUGUCGGCCCCCGACACGCCCACCCAGACGGCGCAGCGCAGUAAUGCUGUGGAGGACCUAGUGGCGCGGUUCAAUGAGGUGAGUUCGUGGGUCACAUGGCUGGUGCUGACUGCCAGCUCUAUGGAGGAGAAGAGAGACGUUUUCUCCUAUUUGGUCCACGUGGCGAAGUGCUGUUGGAACAUGGGCAACUACAACGGCGUCAUGGAGUUCCUGGCAGGACUCAGGUCCCGCAAGGUGCUGAAGAUGUGGCAGUUCAUGGACCAGUCCGACAUCGAGACUAUGAGAAGCCUGAAGGACGCUAUGGCGCAGCACGAGUCCUCCUCAGAGUACAAGAAGGUUGUCACCAGAGCACUCAAUAUCCCAGGAUGCAAAGUGGUGCCUUUCUGCGGCGUGUUCCUGAAGGAGCUUAGUGACACGUUAGACGGCACAGCAAGCAUCAUCAGUCUUAAAACGCCCGUGGAUAACGCUGACGACUCACUGGAGUUUCUCUCCGACUACAGCGGCCAACACAACUUCCUGUCCCGCGCCGGCACAGACGGUCUUCACGUCCCGGAGAAAGAAGCCACCGUCAGCAACAUCCUGCAGAUUAUUAGAUCAUGCAAUCGCAGUUUGGAGGCAGAAGAUCCCGACGAGGCCUCCACCAGUCCGUCUUCUUCUGGCCCAGCUCCGGCAUCCAGAAACAACUCCCUCAGGGACCGCAGCCGCUAUCAGUUCAUGGUGGGGUACCUGUCCGAUUCUGAAGGCGAUCUGUCGUCUGAGCCCGGGGCGAACGAGAUGGAGUUCCAGGGCACUGAAGAGACUCACAAAGCUUUUUGCCACGGCACUGAGCUCAUUCCCUGGUACGUGUUGUCCCUGCAACCAGAUGUUCACCAGUUCCUGCUGCAGGGAGCCACCGUCAUCCACUACGACCCGGACAGCCACCUGACGGCCCGCUGCCUGCUCAGACUCCAGCCUGACAACACCACGCUCACUUGGGGUAAGCCUGAGAGUGGAGGGAUCUCCCCCACGGAGCAACCACAAGGAUUGGGCCAGACUGUGGUUGCGGGACUGGCAGAAGGUCUGCUGGACAUCAGAGUGCUGAAGGCUGUGUUCCUGGGUCACCAGGGAGUGGACGUCCACACGGUUUGUUUGCAGAACAAACUGAGCCAGCUGACAGUCGAGGAGAACGGCCUCAGCCUCCUCUACGGCCUCAGUACCACCGACAACAGACUGCUGCACUUGGUGGCCCCCGACUACACUGCGCAAAUGCUCUACAAGGGUCUGUCAGAGUUGGUGAACGCAACCAGGAAGCUGAAGAAGUUUCCGGACCAGCGUUUGCAGUGGCUCAGGAGGCAGUACGUCAGUCUGUAUCAGGAGGAGGGUCGAUAUGAAGGCCCGACGCUGGCCCAGGCCAUUGAGCUGUUUGGUGGGCGCAGGUGGAACAUGGGCGCGAGCGGAGGGGAUAAAUCGGGGGCCCCCAAGAGCAGCCCUCUGGGGAUCAAUGAAAAGGCCAAGAAGAAGAAGAAGGCCCUUGUUAGGGGAGACAGUGGGGAUGCCACUGAUGACGAGAUGGUUUCCAGGAAAACGCGAAGCUGUAAAGAGGGAUUUUAUCGGAACGGACCAGAGUCGGACAGUAUAGACCAAGAAGAUCCAGAUGACGGCUUUCCCGGCCCGUUCUCCCUCCCCUCCAAAGGAAGUCCUGGAUUGCUCGCCUCUUCCUCCUCCUCCUCCUCUUCCUCCAGUAUGGCCAGCUCCAACCAAUCCCGCCCACAAUCCUCUCCAAUCCUUUCAGGCACUACCAAGGCUCACUCAGGGGCGUGGAGCAGCAGGUCAUGGCACGGUCGCGGCAAAGGCUGUUUCAAAGGCUUCCAGAACCUCAUAAUCUCUGACAGCACCAUGAGCUUCGUUGAGUUUGUGGAACUCUUCAAGUCGUUCAGUAUCCGGAGCAGGAAGGACCUGAAGGAGCUUUUCGACACAUUCGCCGUCCCUUGCAGUCGUUCCGCUCCAGAGUCGGCUCCUCUCUACACCAGCCUGAAGAUUGAUGACAGGGACGCGGGGCUCCAACCAGACCUUGACCUUCUGACUCGAAACGGAUCAGACCUCGACCUGUUCAUCCGGACCAGGCGGCAGAUGUCGGACAACCAGAAGCUGAUCUCGGACGCCAUCGCCGCCGCCAGCAUCGUGACCAACGGGACGGGCGUGGAGAACUCGUCGCUGGGCGUUUUGGGCUUGGCCAUCCCUCAGUUAAACGACUUCCUGGUCAACUGUCAGAGGGAGCACCUGAGCUACGAUGACAUUCUCAGCAUUAUACAGACAUUUGAGCCUUCAUCAAACAUGAGGCUAAUGGGCUGGAUGUCGUUCGAAGGCUUCGCGAGGUACCUCAUGGACAAGGAGAACUUCGCCUGCCGUAACGACGAAUCCCAGAUGAAUCCCGAGGAGCUCCAGUACCCUCUGUCCUACUACUACAUCGAAUCUUCUCACAACACUUACCUGACGGGACACCAGCUCAAAGGAGAGUCCUCUGUCGAGCUUUACAGUCAGGUGCUGCUGCAAGGCUGCAGGAGCGUGGAACUGGACUGUUGGGACGGAGAUGACGGCAUGCCAGUCAUCUAUCACGGGCACACACUCACCACCAAAAUACCUUUCAAGGAUGUGGUGGAAGCAAUUAACCGCUCAGCAUUUGUCAACUCGGACAUGCCGGUCAUCAUGUCCAUUGAGAACCACUGCUCCCUUCCGCAGCAACGCAAGAUGGCUGACAUCUUUAAGACGGUGUUCGGGGACCGUCUAGUGACGCGCUUCCUCUUCGAGGGCGACUUCAGCGACGACCCUCACCUGCCGUCGCCGCUGCAGCUUCGCGGGAAGAUCCUGCUGAAAAACAAGAAGCUCAAAGCCCACCAGGCACCGGUGGACAUACUGAAGCAGAAGGCUCACCAGCUGGCCCACUUGCAGGCCCAAGCCAGCAACGGCUCACCAGGGGGCACCCCGCCUGGAACUGGAAGCCACGGCAACGAGGAAGAGGACGAGGACGAAGAUGAGUACGACUACGACUACGAGUCUUUAUCAGAUGCCGAUGUCCUCAAUGCCUCUACCGCCUCCUAUGGGCUGGAAGAUAACCUCCUGGAGGAAAAAGCAGAAGGCAAAAGCUCGGCGGACAAAGAGGAGCAGCCUGCGGAUGAAGCACCCAAGCGCGUGAAGAAGGCUGACAGCAACAGUCAGAGUAAAGGAAAGGUGUUCGACAUGGAGCUGGGCGAGGAGUUCUACCUCCCUCAGAACAAGAAGGAGAGUCGGCAGAUCGCGCAGGAGCUGUCUGACCUUGUCAUCUACUGCCAGGCCGUCAAAUUCCCGGGCUUGUCCACGCUGUCUCCGUCCGGCUCGGGCAGGGGGAAGGACCGCGGCAAGUCCAGGAAGUCCAUAUUCGGCACGGCUCCGGCUCGCUCCGCCGCAACGGGGGAGGUCUCCGCGCAGAGCCGUACUCCUGGGAAAAGCGGCGCCGAGCGUCUGAGCUGGGAGGAGCAGCAGCAACAGCCGACGACGUCGCCGGCGCUCAACCCUCCGACGUCGCUCAGCGCCAUCAUCCGCACGCCCAAGUGCUACCACAUCUCCUCGGUCAACGAGAACGCCGCCAAGCGCCUGUGCCGGCGCUACUCGCAGAAGCUCAUGCAGCACACGGCGUGCCAGCUUCUCCGCACCUACCCGGCCGCCACGCGCAUCGACUCUGCCAACCCCAACCCGCUCCUCUUCUGGCUGCACGGCAUCCAGCUGGUGGCGCUCAACUACCAGACCGACGACCUGCCCACGCACUUGAACACAGCGCUGUUCGAGGCCAACGGCGGCUGCGGCUACGUCCUGAAGCCGGCCGUGCUUUGGGACCGAAGCUGUCCCCUCUACCAGCAGUUCUGUCCCACGGAGCGAGACGUGGAGCGAAGCGGCCCGGCCGUCUAUUCCCUCACUAUCGUGUCCGGUCAGAACGUGUGUCCGGCCAACGGCUCGGGCAGCCCCUGCGUCGAGGUGGACGUCCUGGGCACGCCGGGCGACAGCUGCCACUUCCGCAGCAAGCCCAUCCACCGCAACACGCUCAACCCCAUGUGGAGCGAGCGCUUCCAGUUUAGCGUGCACUUCGAGGAGCUCUGCUUCCUGCGCUUCGCCGUGGUGGAGAACAACAGCUCGCAGACCACCGCUCAGAGGACGCUGCCCCUGAGGGCUCUCAAACCAGGUUAUAGACACGUGCAAUUGAGAACGCAGCACAACGAGCCGAUGGAAGUGUCCAGCUUGUUCAUCUACAGCAAAAGAGUUGAAGAAACGGGCGGCACGUGUUCCUCGUCCCAACUCUUCAGCCCGGAGGAGAAGCACGCGUCCCAACAGCACAGAGUGACGCUACACGGAGCACCUGGACCAGAACCUUUCACCGUGUUCUCCAUCACGGAGCACACAACGAGCAAACAACUGUUAGACACGCUUGUCACCUCCGAGGGAAACGCGGCCGACUGCUUCCUGUGCGAGGAGAAGCUUCCCCUGUCUAAGGAGCGCAGCGAGGCCAAGCGCUGCGCUCAGCGUCGGCCCCUCGCGCCUGACGAGGCGCUGGUCCGAGUGGUUUCCGGUUGGGACGCCGAGGACGGCUACGUGGGGAGGAUCUGUCUCCAGACCAGAGAGGAGAAUCUAAACGAGAAGAAUGCGGCGGCGGAGGGUGAAGAGGACGUGAUCGCUGUGGGAGGAGGAGGAGGAGGAGGAGGAGGAAGAGGAGAAGGCGGCUUCGAGGAGGACGUGUUUUUUGUUCAGGUGCACGAGGUGUCUCCCGAGCAGCCUCACACCGUCAUCAAGGCUCCGCGCUACAGUUCCGCACAGGACAUCAUACAGCAGACUCUGUCCAAGGCCAAAUACUCAUACAGCAUCCUGUCCAACCCCAACCCCAGCGACUACGUCCUCAUGGAGGAGGUGACCAAGGACGCCGGCUCCAAGAAGUCGUCCGCCGCCAAGCCCGUCCAGCGCGUGCUUCUGGAUCAGGAGUGCGUCUAUCACGCGCAAAGUCGCUGGAGGGGGGCGGGGAAGUUCAUCCUCAAGCUCAAAGAGCAGGUGGUGCGCGAGGACAAGAAGAAGGUGAUGUCGUUCGCCAGCGAGCUGAAGAAGUUGACGAGCCGCAGUCGCGGCAUGACGACGGGCGUGGCGGCGGACGGCGCCGCCCACAGUAAGGACGAGAGAGCUGCAUGCUGCGUGGCGUUGACCGAGCUGCACGAGUGAGCCUCACACUCCGGUCUGUGCAUGGGAAAGUGCAGCAGAGGGUACACGUGUGCGGGCAGCGGGCUGAGGGCGUGGAUGGCAGAGAGCAGGGUCGGGGCAGGACGUCUCCUCCGGGCCUCGUCUCCC